CUCUCUUAAAACCCUCUGUUUCUCUUGCAAUAAAGCCUCAUCCAGGUCCUUCUAGUUCACAUUCACCGGCGAGCUCCACCUAACUGUGAAUCCCAACCUUAUCCAACCCUAGUACCUCUCUUCUGUUCCUCCAAGGCAAUGGCAUCCACUUUCAAUACAAUGUCUACUUUCGGCUCUUUUGCUGCCAGUAGCCUUACAGCAGACAAGAAAUUCCUAUCGUCUUCUGAGAAAUUAUCCCAAUUCUCUUCUCUAGCUUCAAUUUCAUCCCAGCCUCUGAGUGGCAGAAGGAAGAAGAUGAAUCUGCAGAAGGGAUGUAAAACUGGCAUCCGUGCUAUGGCUAAGGAGUUAUAUUUCAACAAGGAUGGGUCAGCUACUAAGAAAUUACAAACUGGUGUGAAUAAGCUGGCGGAUCUUGUUGGAGUUACUCUUGGACCAAAGGGAAGGAAUGUGGUUCUGGAGAGCAAGUAUGGAUCUCCUAAGAUAGUGAAUGAUGGUGUUACUGUGGCGAAAGAGGUUGAGUUGGAAGACCCCGUUGAAAACAUUGGCGCUAAGCUGGUCAGACAAGCUGCUUCUAAAACUAAUGACCUUGCUGGUGAUGGUACCACAACUUCUGUAGUUUUAGCACAGGGUUUAAUUGCUGAAGGUGUUAAGGUUGUUGCAGCAGGUGCGAAUCCUGUUCAAAUCACUAGAGGCAUAGAAAAAACUUCAAAAGCUCUAGUAUCUGAACUCAAGUUCAUCUCUAAAGAGAUUGAAGACAGUGAACUUGCUGACGUUGCUGCAGUGAGUGCUGGAAACGACUAUGAAAUUGGAAACAUGAUAGCUGAGGCUAUGAGCAAGGUGGGAAGGAAAGGUGUAGUGACACUAGAAGAGGGAAAAAGUGCAGAGAAUAGCCUCUACGUUGUCGAAGGAAUGCAAUUUGAUCGUGGCUAUAUUUCUCCUUAUUUCGUAACUGACAGUGAAAAGAUGUCUGUUGAAUAUGAAAAUUGCAAGCUGCUUCUUGUUGAUAAGAAAAUCACAAAUGCAAGAGAUUUGAUUAAUGUUCUGGAGGAUGCAAUUAGAGGGGGAUAUCCUAUCAUUAUCGUUGCGGAAGAUAUUGAACAGGAAGCUUUGGCAACUCUUGUUGUAAAUAAGCUAAGAGGUGCUUUGAAGAUCGCUGCUCUAAAAGCUCCUGGAUUUGGAGAGCGGAAAAGUCAAUACCUUGAUGAUAUUGCAAUCCUUACUGGAGCAACUGUUAUCAGAGAUGAGGUUGGCCUUACACUGGAUAAAGUUGACAAAGAGGUGUUGGGUUCUGCUGCUAAAGUUGUGUUAACCAAAGAUUCAACAACCAUAGUUGGUGAUGGAAGUACACAGGAAGCAGUUAAUAAGCGAGUAGCACAAAUUAGAAACUUGAUUGAGGUAGCAGAGCAGGAUUAUGAAAAAGAAAAACUCAAUGAGAGGAUUGCAAAGCUCUCUGGUGGGGUUGCGGUCAUUCAGGUUGGAGCACAAACAGAGACGGAGCUCAAAGAGAAGAAGUUGAGAGUGGAAGAUGCCCUGAAUGCGACAAAGGCUGCAGUUGAGGAAGGUAUUGUCGUUGGUGGUGGCUGUACCCUCCUGAGGCUAGCUUCUAAGGUUGAUGCCAUUAAGGAAACCCUUGAAAAUGAAGAGCAGAAGGUUGGAGCAGAUAUUGUCAGGAGAGCCCUGAGCUAUCCUCUAAAAUUGAUUGCUAAAAAUGCUGGUGUGAAUGGAAGUGUUGUGAUUGAGAAGGUGCUUGCCAGUGACAAUCCCAAGUAUGGUUACAAUGCUGCAACAGGAAAUUAUGAGGAUUUAAUGGCUGCAGGAAUUAUUGAUCCCACUAAGGUGGUGAGAUGCUGCUUGGAACAUGCUUCAUCCGUGGCCAAGACAUUCCUAACUUCUGACGUUGUGGUGGUCGACAUCAAGGAGCCCGAGCCAGCUCCAGUUGGGAACCCAAUGGACAAUUCAGGUUAUGGCUACUAAAUGAGUAAUAAAUGGAGAUCUAGAGUUGGAAUGAUGAUCAGAAUCAUAUUUUAUUCGUCAUGUUGGUUUUGAUCUUAGAUUUUGCCUAUUUAGAUUCAGGCUUAAUGAUAAAUAUUUGAGGAGAUUGUCUGGUUUCUUAGCUUUUAGUGCUAUGGUGCUUAAAAUUUUUAUUGUAUCAGUAAGUUUGAGUUCGUAGAAGAAGAAAUUCUGAACGGCUAGUAAUCUGUGAAAGGAAUUUUCCAGGUUUUGAAUUAUCUUCAGUGUUCUCAUCAGAUUUUUAUGAAAUUAUUGCUGGAAGAAAUAUUAAGUGCAGACAAGAUA
Phalaenopsis equestris is the source of this 2295-nucleotide messenger RNA. RefSeq names its product ruBisCO large subunit-binding protein subunit beta, chloroplastic. The record is from RefSeq and is a predicted model, not a curated record. The transcript has 15 exons. The coding region runs from base 139 to 1974 and encodes 611 amino acids. Gene Ontology annotation, biological process: protein refolding. Gene Ontology annotation, molecular function: ATP binding; ATP-dependent protein folding chaperone. Lineage: Eukaryota; Viridiplantae; Streptophyta; Magnoliopsida; Asparagales; Orchidaceae.